Molecule: messenger RNA, 1020 nt
Organism: Thermothelomyces thermophilus ATCC 42464
Lineage: Eukaryota; Fungi; Ascomycota; Sordariomycetes; Sordariales; Chaetomiaceae
Exons: 2
Coding region: 1-1020 (339 amino acids)
Biological process (GO): tRNA wobble uridine modification
Cellular component (GO): elongator holoenzyme complex
Source: RefSeq, a predicted model, not a curated record
AUGACAUCGCGCGUCCCGCACCUCCUCGAACCCUAUCUCUCACUCCCGCCAGAAGCCUCCCUCGUCUUGCUCACCGGCGUCCUCGGCGCCAGCACCAACUGGCUCGUCCUCCGCCACCUGUACGCCCUCCUCAAAUCCAAUCCCAAGCCAUCAGCUCAUCUGGGGAACGGGACGGGUAUUGCAGAUGCGCUGAGGAGAGGGACGGAGAGGGGGGGGGUAGACGAGGAGAACAAGAAGGAGAAGAAGGAGGAGGAGGAGGAGGGAAAGGAGGACGUGGCGGUGCUCCUCGUGAGCUUCCUUCGCGACUUUACCUUCUGGAGAGACGGCCUCGCCCGGCUGGGGAUCGACCUCGAGGCGGCCGGGCGGCGCGGCAAGUUUGCGUACGUGGACGGGCUGCCCGCCGGCGGGCUCUUCUCGGGCGGCUCGGCAGCCGGGGCCGAGACGGCGGGCCACGGUCAGGUGUCGCGGCAAGGGUGGCGGCGGACGGCCGCGGCGCUGGCGGGCCCGAGCGACAUCCGGGACACCGUCCUGGCGAGCGUGGAGAACUUGAGGAAUCCUCAUCACGCGGUUGGCCCCCGCACGCCCUCGGGGGAUGAUGAGGGCAAGGCUGGGAGGAAGGUUGUGCUAGUGAUUGACGGGCUGGAUUUCGUGCUUGCUGCGAUGGAUCCGAACUCGCGGCCGGGCGGUCCGCCUGAUGCUGCGUGGACGGCUAUGGGGGUGAAAGAGGUAGUGACGGAGUUGAGGGAGGCAACACACGCUGCUAUCGUCACUCUCGCCGCCGACGACCCCCUCAUCAAGGAGCAGGAAACGACGUUAGAGAAGCAGCACGCCUGGUUCGCGUUGAGUCUGGCCCACGAGGCCGACGCGAUCCUCAGCUUGCGGCUGCUCGACACAGGCGCGGCCCAAGACGUGAGCGGUGUUAUCAGAAUCACAAACAGGAGAGACCCUGCACAGAAUCACGAGUAUCUCUACCACGUGGGGGGCGACGGUGGUGUUAGAGUAUUCGAACGAGGCCAGUAA